GCGCUCACCAAGCACUUCAAGGGCGUUGGUGACUGUCUCCCUGGAGCUGAUGCCAUCCUCCAGGCUCUGGUUGCUUCGUCCAGUGCGGUCAAGCAGGCGGAGCUCGACAAGCCGAACGCUGGGGUGCAGGCCCCGGCAGUCCAGAAGCAGCUCCUUUCCAAGGAGAAGGAGCUGUUGCAGGUUACGGAUUCUAUCGAAUACCAUCGCAAGCGUGGCGAGGAGCUGCGGACAAGGUCCGCUCAGAUCGGCACGGAGAUCGAGCAGCUUCGUGUGCGAUAUCGCGAGCUCUCCGCCAAGGUGGCUCCUCCCGGUGAAGACCCAGGUGCUGAGGUCGACAUCGCGAAGUUCAAGGACACUUUCUCGGCCAUGGACGUGUUCUUGGGUCAGGCCGCAGAGGCUGUGCAGAAGGAGGGCCUCGACGACCUCCAUGCGCAGUGCGUUGCAGAGAAGAAGCGCAGGUUGGAGAUGGUGGAGGCCGUGGCCAGCAGGUGCGUUGCAGGUGUUGUUCAGCGGCCGGGACAGCCGAAGUUCUUAGUUGCCAGCAUCUACUUGCACGACUGCGAGCAGAUGAGCGAUGACAACGUUGCCAUCCUCUCGGAUGCCAUGUCGUUCCUGGGGCACUCGGGCCUGCCGUUCGCGAUGGGCGGGGAUUUCAACCCGGCUCCCGAAGUGCUCCUGGGCAAUGGGAUUCCCGAGCCCCUGCGAGGUUCACUGGUGUCGGCGCCUGGGGAUCGACGGUCUUUGACGGGCCCCAACGGCACCAAGCACUAUGACUAUUUCCUGGUUUCUGGUGGCUUGAGCAAAUGCGUAAAGGAGGUCUCUCUGGUCGAGGAGGCCGCCACUUAUCCUCACUUGCCUGUGUGUCUGGAGUUCCACAAGUCGCUCAGCACUCUGAGGGCCCUCAGGUUUCGCAAGCCUCCGAAGAUCCCCGUCGAGCCUGCCAUGGGACCCGUGGCGCAGCCGCCCGAUUGGUCUCAGGCCCUGGAGAUUUGGGAUUUUACUUUGGAAAGUGCUGUCUCUGGGAGGCUGCAGGAGGCUUUCUCGGGGCUGGACUCGGCCUACGAAGUGUGGGCCAACCUCAGCGAGGUCGAACUUGUCGCAUCGACGCAGUCGACCAUCCCAGUUUUUGGCACACGCGGACGCAGGCCCAGGUGCGAGCGGCACGAUCCGCUCACCAUCGACACCAGGGCCGCGCCGCCGUCAGCGCAGCAGUCGGUCAAUUUCUUUGUUGCGCAGUUGCGCGCUUUGAUCGGGCACCUCGGCGCGGGCGACCCCGUCGAGCACCCGGCCGUGCAGUCGAUUGUAGGAUUUGGGAGCGUAGCCAGCGCUCUGAGCUGCGUGCCAGUCUUGUGGACCCUUGGGUGCCUGAAGCCUCCAAGGCUCGCCAAGCUGGCGAGUCCGUGCAGCGGCCCUCCUGUCAACAAGGUCGCCGAGGUGCUGCGACAGGGCGCCGAAGGCGCCGACGACGACGGCCAGGCCGAG
Prorocentrum cordatum is the source of this 1482-nucleotide messenger RNA. Lineage: Eukaryota; Dinophyceae; Prorocentrales; Prorocentraceae. The record is from the annotation of a GenBank genome assembly.